AUGAACGAAGUCACUCCGACGGCGACGGAACGCGCCGCGGAGCGGUUCGGUGACGCGUUGCAGCGGGCGGUCACGGCGCUGCAGGCAGACGGAUUCGUGGUGAUCAACGACGUGGUCGACCACACCCACCUCGAUCGGCUGCGGGAGCGGAUGAGCGAGGACCUGGAGAAGAUUCGCGCCCUGCCGGUGGUGCCGCACAACUUCGUGUGGGGCAACAUUCAGCAGAACCCGCCGCCGGAUGCCGACCUGGUGUUCCGUGACGUGAUGGCCAACCCGUUCGUGUGCCAGGUGACCCGCGCGGUGCUGGGCAGCGGCGCGUUCAACAACUGCCUGACCGGCAACACCAACAUCCCCGGCAGCGGGUUGCAACCGGUGCACGUCGACGAUGGGCAGCUCUGGCCGCACCUGAGCGUGGCGCAUCCGCCGGCGCGGCUAGUGGUGAAUGUGGCGUUGAGCGAGACCACGGAGGAGAACGGCGCCAUCGAACUGUGGCCGGGUACGCACCUCGACACGCGUAUGGUGAUCGGCAACAACAUACGGGUGCCGGAGCAGCAGGUCGCCGCGCGGCGAGCGGUGCGCGGGCCGCUCCUGGGGGCUACCCGCAAGGGCGCGGUGCUGAUUCGGGACAUGCGGCUGUGGCAUCGCGGCACGCCCAACCACAGCGCUGCGACCCGUUUCAUGAUCGCCAUGAUCCACACCGUGGCGUGGUAUCGGCGGGGCUCCCGUUGCGAACUGGCGCAGGAGUGUGCGCCGGUGUUCACCGGCUGCGCCAUCGAAAACGUGAUUCCCCUGGUGGCCGUGCCAAAGGACCACCUGACCGGAAACAGGCCGUACGAGUACUCCGGUCCCAACUGA
Molecule: messenger RNA, 855 nt
Organism: Geodia barretti
Lineage: Eukaryota; Metazoa; Porifera; Demospongiae; Tetractinellida; Geodiidae
Source: the annotation of a GenBank genome assembly